Messenger RNA from Durotheca rogersii, 1041 nucleotides. RefSeq lists its product as uncharacterized. The coding region runs from base 367 to 1041 and encodes 224 amino acids. NCBI's taxonomy places the organism in Eukaryota, Fungi, Ascomycota, Sordariomycetes, Xylariales, Xylariaceae. The record is from RefSeq and is a predicted model, not a curated record. The transcript has a single exon.
GGUGACAGUAAUAUUCCUCCGUUUCGCACAUGUUACCUACCUAUGAUGCGGUGGCACAUGUGAAGCAGCUAUGUACCAUUGGGAAAUACAAUCUAAGCGGCGCCGCAGAGGUUCAAUACCUAAAGGUAGAAUAUACUACUAUGCACCUUGAGCCGGGCGGAUGAGACACAUAGGUAAUCUAUUUAAAUACGCUGCCGCCCCUCCUCACUCUCGCCACCUCACACACAUCCUCUUCUCUCAACUCCUCGACUUCACCGAAGCCGGCAAUCAGCUCCUCAGUCCACUAAUACGCCACCGGCCUCGGCAUUCAACCCACCUCGCAGCCCCGUAAACACCGUAAUACUGUCUAUCGGCCUCCGUCCCGACAUGCCAAGCGUGAUCGACGCCUUAUCCGCGCCAUCGCAGCGCACGCCGCAGUUCUCGACCCGCAGCAACACGGCGGACAACAUCGAGCGCGCGCUGGCCGAGGAUGGGCACCGGCUGUGGGGCUUCGUGGUGUACCGGUGCGCGUACGGCGACGACGCGGCGUGGGCGCAGCGGGUGGCGGGGCUGCGGCGCCGCGCGGGCGAGACGCUCGCGUACUACAACGGCGCGGACCUGCUGGACCGGCUCGCCGUGACCGUGGUCGAGGACCGGGAGGCGCUCGACGGCGCCAGCGCGGCCUCGGUGCGCCAGCACUUCGCCGCCUGGGCCGCCGCCGCCGUCGCGCGCGAGCAGGGCACCGACCGCGCCGGCCUGUCGCAGCGCUACCGAUACUGCGUGCGCGUCAGCGACGAGGGCGAGGGCGGAGACGACGACGACGACGACGACGACCGUGACGAGGAGGACGACUUCGUCGAUCUCAUCUGGCGCGACUGGGAGCCGUCCGUGCCGGACCCGCGCGAGGCCAGCCUGGAGCCCGUCGAGGGCUGCACCCGCCCCGACGUCGGCUGGAUGCGGGUCUCGACUCGCAGCGUCAUGGUCGAGAUGUACGAUCUGCUGCGGGACCAGAAUGCGUGGUAUUCCGAAUAUCGCCGCCCUCCCGAGGUCGUGUGUCGCUGA